AUGAAUAAGAAAGAUUGUGGGAUUAAACGCAAAAGCACUAUUGCAGUGUUUGAGCAUGUUGUGGAGAAAGAAAAACCGAAAAAGAGUAAAAAAUUUAGAACAAAUAGGUUUUUGGAGGAUGACUCGCCAUCUGAAUCCGAAUUGGUUAUUGAUGACAGACCAGCAAGAAAGAAAAAUACAGCUGCUAUUAAAUUGUCAGAGGAACCAUUGGCUUUAAUUUGCGAAUGGGAUGAUUGUAAAAAAGUUAUUAAAAAUCAAAGGGAGUUUGAGGAUCAUUUAAUGCAGCACUGUCAGAAGGUUUUGGAUUCUCCAUAUGAUGAUACGGUCGAUUGCCUUUGGAAGGACUGUUCUUCCCCAGGCUUGCCGCCCCAAACGCUACGUCGCCACACGUCUUAUCACGGUUACCUGACGAAAUUGGCCAACAUAGGCUCCAACGUUUUGAAACGAACCAACUUACCGAACUGCGCCGAUAUAAAUGUGGCCACCGAAUUUCCCAUACCUUCCCAAGGGUACACAUGCGAGUGGGAGGAUUGCCCGUUCAAACAUUUUGAAACGGUUUUUCAGUUUUACGAUCACAUGAAUUUACACGUAAAAAAUAAUCCUAGGGUGGCUAAAAAGGCCGAAGUCAUACAGUGUUUUUGGAAAGGUUGUAAUAACAAGUACCCAAAUCAGUAUAAACUUGCUGAACAUUUACGGGCGCACACGAAAGAGAAAACUGUGGCUUGUCCAGCAUGCCUCACCAUUUUUUCCUCCAAAACAAAAUUUAGGGACCACAGGAAAAGACAACUUUCAACUGACUUACAAAGUUAUCAGUGCGCUCAAUGCCUUAAACUAUUCGCCAGCGAAAGACUACUAAGAGAUCACAUGAGGUCGCAUAUAAACCACUACAAGUGCACAAUGUGCGACAUGACCUGUCCAAAACCUUCAAACUUGGCAAAGCAUAUCAGGACAAAGCACAUUCAAUUCAAGGCCUUCAAAUGCGAUAAGUGCGAUAAAUCGUUCAUUUCGCGAUGCAACCUAAGAACGCACAUUUUGGUCCACACCAAGUACAGGUUCCCAUGUUCAGAGUGUGAUUUUAGGUGUAAAAGUUUGUAUGGCCUCAGCAGGCAUCUGGCCCAAAAACACAACCUGAAAUCGAUGGUCUACGAGUGUCACAACUGCAAAGAAAGAUUCAAUCGCGGCGGACACCUGACAAAGCACUUGAUGAAAAAGCACAACUAUCACUGGCCGUCCGGUCACUCUAGAUUCAAGUACAGGCAGGACCAGGACGGGAUCUUUCGACUGCAAACGGUGAGAUACGAAAGUUUGGAGGUCACCGAGGAAAUGAUUCGCAGCGAGACGAUGCAAGGGUCCGCCGUACCGCCAACGCUGAACUACAACAUCCAGUACGCCGAGAACAACGAGACCUACGUGAUGUCCACGGCAAUCCAAGAUAUCCCGAAAGUGCAGUCCAUGGACACGAACAGUACCAACCACAGCGUCCUGAUAACGAUCGAAGACGUCGAUGAGGACGGCAACGUGCUCAAUUCCGAGGUCGUUCACUCCAACGAGUUGGUGCUCGCCAAUCAGGAAAGCAAGAUCACGAUUGUCGAGCACCCGCUCGAUAACAACCAGGACGGUUUAAAAGAAUUGGGCGAGUUCAUUGUUAUAAAGAAUAACGCUAAAGACUCGAGGAAGAAGAAGGGAAAAGUAAGUAGGCCGCGGAAGGCGAAAUGUAAUAAGAAGGCUACCGAAACUAAAGAUGAAAAAAGUGAUAAAAGUGAAGAUAUACAUUAUUUUUCCAAAGAUAUUAUUGAGAACUAUGAUAAGUUUAAGAUUGUUACUUCAUCUUCAUAG
Brassicogethes aeneus is the source of this 1836-nucleotide messenger RNA. Lineage: Eukaryota; Metazoa; Arthropoda; Insecta; Coleoptera; Nitidulidae. The record is from the annotation of a GenBank genome assembly.